AAUGGUUCAAUACCUAUCAACAAAAAAAUUAUAGUUUUUUUGCUGUGUUUUGUAGUUUUUUCUUGUAAAUUAAACGAACUGCGCAUCGUAAUUCAUACUUGAAACAAAAACGAGUUAAGCUUUAAAUUGUAACAUCUGAGAUUUGGAAUUGAGAAAAUUAACAAUAAGGGAAUAUGGAAUUCCAUCUAGUGACCUCUGUCGGAAUCAAUACAACAAACGAGUCUGAUCAGAGUUUUCAAUGGACUUACCCUCCUUAUGUGGAACAAUCCCCCGGAAAGUUUGCAGUUUUCAUAUUUUUUGCAGUAACAUUUUCAGUAUUGGGAGUAUUUGGAAACCUUCUUGCAAUAAUUUCAGUUGCACGAGAGAAGGUCCUACGAGUUCCUGAAAAUAUGUUCAUUGUUUCAUUGGCUGCUGCUGAUAUUUUAGUGGCUGGAUGUGUGCUGCCGUUUAGUAUAGCAGGUGUUGUUCAAGGAGAGGUCUUCUUCCACCAUAGAGUAAGAUUAUGUGAAUUUCUUGGAACAGUUUGUUUCAUAGCUUGCGACUGUGCAUUUUGGUGUAUAACUGGACUAGCAGUAAACCGGAUUGUAUUAGUUUGCUAUCCAAAGCAAUACAAGCGCAUUUUUACUUGGAGAACUGCACCAAUUUUUGCUUUUAUACCUUGGUGUAUAGCCUCACUCACUUUGCUACCAAUGUUCUUAAGUUGGGGUGGGAUGGAGUUUGACCCAGAGAGCAUGAUAUGUUUGUUCGACUUUGAUAAAGUGCCAUCCAGUAUGUUCGUUGCUGCUGUACUGUGUGUGUCGGUCAGUCUCUCUUUUGUGUCUAUCAUCGUAGCACAUCUCAGGAUUAAAGCAAAAAGACGGCAGUUGGCAGCGAUAGCUCCAAAUAUUUCAUUGAUGAAUGUUACGGUGGGUGAUAUCAAAACAAAAGAUAAAAAGGGAGACAUAACAAAAGAGCUUCGACAAGAAAUUGAUGAUAUAGCCUUGACUGGACGGUUGCUUACGGCCAUUUUCAUCGCAUCGUUGAUAUGGUUACCUUUCAUCGUUGCCCUGGUGUCACAUCAUAUUAUGAAUUACGGGAGAGAUUUUUGGGCGUUUGCUAAUCUACUCGGUCACAUGCAGUCGGGAUUAGAUUGUUUGUGUUACGUCAUUAUCAGCAAGUAUUUUAGGAGAGGCUAUAAGAACGCUAUACGUUUGAUUUUCUGUUGCAAGAAGAGACAGAUGUACGCUGCAGUUGAAAAUGUAUAAACAGUGUAAGUGCAAAAGAUCUAAAACACGAUCACAAAUAAGAUUCAAUAAAAAUAUCGGACUACUUAUAAUAACCGUUUCUUCGUUGCCAACUAUGAGGAGCUUAAUUUAGUACUCAUGGGGUUACGCAUAAGGAUGUUUCCUGGUCAAAGUCGAAAAUGAUGAACGCAUGUACAGACCCUUGCGUUUUCUUUUCAAAUUACAUACAAGUACAGACCAUAAGUGACUCUGUGAGUUUAAGAAAAGGUUAAUUACUCCAAAGUGUGUUUUAUGAACAUCUUUUAUUUACAUUUAAUUUAACGAGGAAGUGCCCCGUCCAGGUCAAAUAUUGACACUUAAUAGUAGCUAGAAAGAACACCGUAGUAGCAUAUGCUUUUUAUAUCCUUUGUAGCCCAUUAGAAUCUCAGAAAACCAUACUUGAGAUUAAUUGUUAAAUAUAAUUUGAAAUCAUAUAAUAGGUCUAUCGGAUGCACUCUCAGUACUAAAUACCG
Messenger RNA from Owenia fusiformis, 1735 nucleotides. The record is from the annotation of a GenBank genome assembly. Lineage: Eukaryota; Metazoa; Annelida; Polychaeta; Sabellida; Oweniidae.